AUGGCUUUCACGCCCGUGCAUUUUUUCUCCCAUGGCUCGACCAUGAUGUUGGGCGAGGAGUCGGAAUCAGCAACUUACUGGAAGAAAUGCGGAGAUGAAGCUCUUGCUAAUGGUAUCAAGCAUGUUGUUAUGAUGGGAGCACACUGGGCUGCUGUUGGCGACGAGAUCCAAGUUGCUGCCAACCCCAAGCCCGAUAAAUCACCUGUUGCCUAUGUCCAUCCAUCAAAAUACGCAGACUAUGAAUUGAACCCAGAUCUCCCCAUGGCAGACAAAUGUGUGGAACUCCUGAAUACAGCUGGCUUCAACGCCAAGAAGAACACGACAUUCGACUGGAUUCACGAUACUUACCUGAUUCUCAUUAGGAUGUUUCCCGGUGGCUGUCCUCCAACUACUCUCAUCAGUACCAAUGCCCGAUACGACCCUCACUACCACAUCAAAGUCGGAGAUGCUCUGUCGUGUUUGAGAAAAGAGCAAGACAAAGUACUGUUGAUCGGAACAGGAGGUGCUGUUCACAACCUGUACCGCAACAACUGGGGUCAGAUGAUACGCUACCGUGAUAACUUCGCCUUGGAAAAUCCCCCAGAAGCAGCAUUGAUGGAUUUCAGGCAGGAGUUUGAGGAUGCCAUGAUACAUAAUUCGGGUCCAGCUCUGAGGAGAGCCAUUAGCUUGCUGAUGAAGCUGCCGAGCUAUCGAGAUGCGCAUGGGACGGAUGAUCACUUUAUCCCAGCAUGUUUUGUUGCUGGGGCUGCUGGACGGAAAGAAGAUGAAGGGACGAAAGCCGUGAUGGGUGCUGAGGAUUGGGAACUGCAAAAUAUGUGCAACUCGCAGUUCACUCUUGGAUCGUGGCCUAGAAGUGUUGAUGUUUGA
This is a messenger RNA of Lachnellula hyalina, 867 nucleotides long. RefSeq names its product 4,5-DOPA dioxygenase extradiol (gene DODA1). Gene Ontology annotation, molecular function: zinc ion binding; oxidoreductase activity, acting on single donors with incorporation of molecular oxygen; ferrous iron binding. The coding region runs from base 1 to 867 and encodes 288 amino acids. The transcript is spliced from 2 exons. NCBI's taxonomy places the organism in Eukaryota, Fungi, Ascomycota, Leotiomycetes, Helotiales, Lachnaceae. The record is from RefSeq and is a predicted model, not a curated record.